AUCGUACUUGAUCAAACAAUCAGGAAAAACGGAUAGUUUGAGAGGAUAAAAUGGUGUUUUUUUUGUAAAAUGCACAAGCAGAAUGGAAUUCACUUUAAAUUGGAGAUAUUAAAAGUCAAUAAUUACCUGCCUGAUUCUUUACUCUCUGUUCUGUUUGUCCCUUGCAGACCACUGUCCUCUGUCGUCAUGUGUCAGUGGGUGACCUCUAGCCUCUGUGUUGUGAUGCUGCUGCUGCUGUGUCCAGGCAGUUUCAGCUACGAGGGGCUCAGCCCAGGACCUGGCUGUCAUCUAUACCGGUUCAACGUGACCAUCCGUAGUGACCAGCGUGGAACAUGUAAAGGAACUCAUGUUGUGUAUGCUUGUGUUGGCUACUGUGAGUCCAGUGCCUUCCCAUCCCGCUACUCUGUUCUGGUGGCAUCUAACUUCACUCACAACAUCACCUCGGCAUCACAAUGCUGUACCAUCAGCAAGGACGCAAAGAUCAAAGUUCGUCUAGACUGUCCUCGUGGUCGUCACCAUGAUGAUAUCGAGAUCCUGACGGCUCAGGCCUGUCGUUGUGACAUGUGUCGCAAGUCACGCUACUGACAUGCCACGUCACCACGGGAACACACGCUACACGCAACAAAUUGUAACAUGAGGACUUGGAUGAAGAGAAGACAAGGAAAUGUGUGUAUACAAGG
Molecule: messenger RNA, 680 nt
Organism: Salvelinus namaycush (lake trout)
Lineage: Eukaryota; Metazoa; Chordata; Actinopteri; Salmoniformes; Salmonidae
Gene: gpha2
Product: glycoprotein hormone subunit alpha 2
Exons: 3
Coding region: 70-585 (171 amino acids)
Biological process (GO): cell surface receptor signaling pathway
Cellular component (GO): extracellular region
Molecular function (GO): hormone receptor binding; hormone activity
Source: RefSeq, a predicted model, not a curated record